Plasmopara halstedii is the source of this 1887-nucleotide messenger RNA. RefSeq lists its product as uncharacterized. NCBI's taxonomy places the organism in Eukaryota, Oomycota, Peronosporomycetes, Peronosporales, Peronosporaceae. Bases 144 to 353 code for a protein of 69 amino acids. The transcript has a single exon. The record is from RefSeq and is a predicted model, not a curated record.
CUUGAGGAAAACAUUUCGCGUUUCUUAGAAAAGAAGAUUAUGAACGGAGAAUACCUCGGUUGUCCCGCCGACCGAGAUGCCAUCAUCAAGUUAUCCUACCACCACGUCAAAAAUGUGAUGCAUCGAUUGCAACCAGGUAUUCGAUGAAUCGCUAUGACCUGAGCUCUCUUAUCCAGCAAGAAGCCAAAGCGCUUCAUGGUGCCUACAUCGUCGCCGCGAGCAAAGCAUUUGGAAUGGCCUACGCAUUCAAGGUCGUCGGCGAAUUUGAUGAAUAUUUUCAAAAUUCCAAAAAUGCCGAAGCUAACGUCGCCAUCAUACCAUGGAACUCUCAAUCUCGCCGAAUUCUCACGUAAUACCCAAUCCGAAGAUUUUGCCAGUAUCUUCGAUUCUGACUAUGACAACCACACUACGCAAAUUGCAUGCUCACAUCAAAGAUCACAAUUGCAUCGCUGCUCUGACUUAUCGAAAUGUCAGAACCGCUAUCUCUGAUCAUACGCACGCUUAAUUAGAAACAAUUGCACAAAUCUCUAGCGUGAAUUACGUACCUUGUGUUGCUUGCAUCUAAAGCUGGCUAUCACUGCCGUUGAAUCAACUAGCUAAUUUCAUGGUUAUUCUCGUUAAAGCCAAACUUUACGUGAAGCAAAGAAAAAAAAAUUCUUCAACGCUACGAUCAAUGCCCGUAGUUAAACUAGAGCUAGUGGUUGGCUUUAAACGUAUUUGGGUUGUGUAGACAAUAUUAAUGUAUCCCUAUUUUUUAGUGCACGGCAACCCUCCUUGGUCGCGUCAAUGGGGUUUGUCUUCGGACAAACUCAUUUCAUAAGCAAAGGUUGUAAAAACUGAGCCAUCACCACUUGCAUUAUCUGUAUCAUAUUCGGCACGUACUAUCACGGCGAUUUCCAUGGUCGCCUUCCUCGAACGCGUUCUCUUAACAUCUUUAUCGCUUAAAGUCUCAGGACAUGACCUAGUGAAACUGGCUGCAUCACCUAUUAUUGCACCGACAAUUGUCUCGGAUUAACACCACAAUUUCAGACUCGUCGCAAUCAACUGGCAGACCCGAUGGCCGUUCAACGUCACAUCCCUGCAAAUACCCCCGCAGCGUGAUCUCGCUUAAGAUAUUCACGCGCACAAUCACAGCAAUUAUGUUGUAAUCUACGUGGGCUCUAUUGUGUCUGGCACUACUUGAAUACUAAUACGAGACCUGAACGGAAGGUCUGCUCAUUAAAAAACGUACUGCAUGGAUCAUGGAAUGGAAAUCAUCAAUUGCUUAGCUAUACAUACAAUCCUUGAUGAGCUCACCACCCGUGAACGCUUACACACAUACUUGUGAGAGUAAUCACUCGGUGACUAGUUAGCAGGCUCGGCUCACACGGUUUCCAAAGGAAAACUUCCGGCCCUAUCAUGGCGUGCUUGAUUACUCAACAAUGCAUACCAUUCUUGAAUACCGCGGCUCACAAACUAGCUGUGCAACCUGUGGGUCGACAGUAUUCAUUAAUUCCUCUUCUUAAUAGAAAUUGUCGUUUUCAGCAGUUUGGAAGACGAUCGUAUCAAUAUGGAGUGUGAGGGGUCAAGGUUUAUAGAGCAAGCCAUACGUGACUACACUUCUCAAAUGCGUUUAAAGCCAACCAUUGACCAUAGUGUUGUAGAGAAAUGUUUUGGUUGCCUUACGGAAUAACAGAAAAUACUCUACAAUUAGCUAGUUGAUUUCACGGCUGUGAUACCAGCUUUAGAUGCAAGCAACACAAGGUAUGCGAUUCACGUUAGCAAUUUUCGCGUCUACUUCUAACAGACAACUCGUCGCGACACGAUUUUCGCUCACUUAAUUUGAGACCGAAAUCUGCCGACACACAAGCUUACAAGAUCGUUUCGACUUACCCCAUUAACGCACCU